This is a messenger RNA of Knipowitschia caucasica, 3213 nucleotides long. The record is from the annotation of a GenBank genome assembly. NCBI's taxonomy places the organism in Eukaryota, Metazoa, Chordata, Actinopteri, Gobiiformes, Gobiidae.
AUGUGUUUUGACGGAUCGACAAAAACUCACCCAGGCCCUGUGGUGCAUUUGAGUGACAGUCCGAAAGAUGAAGGGAAGUUGCUGGUUGGGUUUGAGAGCGGGACAAUCGUUCAGUGGGAUCUGCGAGCCAAGAAGGCGGAUUUCAGGAUUUAUUACGAUGAGGCCAUCCACUCUGUCAGCUGGCAUCACGAAGGAAAGCAGUUCAUGUGCAGCCACUCGGACGGCAGCCUGACUCUGUGGAAUCUGAGGAACACCACCAAACCCGUCCAAGUCACCUUCCCGCACGGAAAGAUACUGAAGGAUGGAAAGAAGGAGUCAUGUAAACCAAUUCUUAAAGUGGAGUACAAAACCUCAAGAAGCAGCGAGCCUUUUAUCAUCUUCUCUGGAGGGCUUUCAUACGACAAAGCCGGACGCCGACCCACAUUAACCAUCAUGCACGGAAAGGCCAUUACUGUGCUGGAGAUGGAUCAUCCCAUCGUGGAGUUUAUGGUGCUCUGUGAGACGCCCUACAACAAUGAGGUCCAGGACCCUUAUGCGGUCGUGGUGCUUCUGGAGAAGGACCUGAUUGUAGUGGACCUCACACAGAGCAACUUCCCCGUCUUUGAGAACCCCUACCCCAUGGACGUGCACGAGUCCCCAGUCACCUGCACAGCUUACUUCGCUGACUGUCCGCCUGACAUCAUCCCCAUCCUCUACUCUAUAGGAGCCAAGCAUAAAAAGACCGGCUACAGUCAAAAGGAGUGGCCUGUCAGUGGAGGCACGUGGACCCUCGGCUCACAUACAUAUCCAGAAAUAAUCAUCACAGGGCAUGCCGAUGGCUCAAUCAAGUUUUGGGACGCGUCUGCAAUCACACUCCAGAUGCUGUACAAGAUGAAAACGUCUAAAGUGUUUGAAAAGCCAAAGGGAGGCGACAGCGGCGAGGACGACCCAUUUGCAGUGCAGAUGGUCAGCUGGUGCCCUCAGAGCCGCAUCUUCUGUGUGGUCGGCAUCUCUGCGCACAUCAUCCUCUACCGAUUCAGCAAGUACGACGCCAACGCGCAGAUAGUGUCGCUGGAGGUGCGUCUCCAGUGUGAGGCCGAGGACGUCAUCUCUCCAUCGGAAACAGAAAACACCCCAUGUUUUUCUGAACCGGGGCCCCACUCGCCACAGCCCCAUCAACCCAACCCCACCAGCCCCCGGGGAGGCACUCCUGAUGGCACGAAGGACAGCUGCCUCAAGGUGAAGGAGCGCUCGGUGCGGGUGCCUCCUGGAUACCAGGCCGAACUGGUGGUUCAGGUGCAGUGGGUGGAUGGGGAGCCUCCUCAGCAGAUCACCAGUGUGGACAUCAACUCUGCCUAUGGCCUCCUGGCCUUUGGGAACUGUAAUGGCCUCGUGGUGGUGGACUAUUUGCAGAAAACCAUAUUGUUGUGUAUGUCGACGUUGGAUCUGUACGGAUCCUCAGACCCUUAUCAGCGCCUUACCCGUUCCCCUCGCAGGAACAGACAGUCCACCUCAGGCCUUACUGAACUCUCUGACAACCAGCAGUCCAUCGACAUGGAGAGGAGCCGCUCGCCCACCUCAGUUCAUUACCCCAGCUCCCUUCACAAUGACCCCCGAGUCCUGCCCGAGCCUGUGGCCAGUCUGAGAGCCAGCCACCACAGUCCAGUCUUUUACUUACUGGACAAUGAUCAUGUGAAUGGACAUUGCACUAGCCCCACCUCCCAGCCCUGCUCGACGGGGAAGCCCCGUGUCCCAGUGGCUCCGGAGGGGAGGCUUGCCCGCAGAGGCCCUGGCCGACCGCCCUUCCGAAAGGCCCAGUCCGCUGCUUGCAUGGAGAUCUCUUUGCCUGUGUCCCACACUGAAGGUUACGCGUCCAGAAGGGCAAUGCUUCAGCAGUUACACGGAGUCACUAUGUACUCCCAUGACGAGCACCACACCAGCACCACCUCCACACCGUACUGCUGGAGUGAGCGAGAGAGCCGCGAGAACUCCUUCAGCCGCUCGCGUAGCUCCAGUGUGUCCAGCAUCGACCGCGACACCAAAGAGGCCAUCACCUCGCUGCAGUUCGGAGAGUCCUACGCCCGGAAGAACGACCUGCUGCCCACGCCAUGCCUCUGGGUGGGCACCAGUUUAGGGGUGGUCCUGCUCAUCCCCAUGUCCAUCCCCACGGACCAGGAGGAGCGCAUGGAGGAGUCGGUCAGCAUUGGGCCAAGCGGAGCAGUACUAAUGCUAAAGGGCUCAAUUUUGCGUUUUGGCUUCUUGGAUUGCGGGGGGACGCUCCUCCAAAGCCCCUACGAAGUGUGGAGGGACGUGAACGCGCCGGAGGACCCCGACCGGCCGCGGAGACGUAAGCUGGUCCACUUCUCGCCCUCCUCUUCUCAGGACGCCUGCGGGGAUGGCCACCUGGCUGUGGUCUGCUCCGAGAGGCAGGCCAAAGUGUUCCUGAUGCCCUCCCAGUCCUGCCUCUUCGUCCACAACAUCACGGAGUCGUCGUUCGUGCUCAGAGCCGACGUGGUGUCUGUGUGUAACAGUGUGUGCCUCGCCUGUUUCUGCGCCAACGGGCACGUCAUGACGCUCAGUUUGCCCAGCCUCAGACCACUGAUGGAUGUCAAUUACUUACCUCUGACAGACAUGCGUAUCGCCAGAACGUUUUGCUUCACUAACGGGGGCCAGGCGCUGUAUCUGAGCUCCCCGACAGAGAUCCAGAGAAUCACGUACAGCCAGGAGAUGUGCGACAACCUCCAGGAGAUGCUCGGGGAGCUGUUUACGCCGAUAGAGACGCCGGAGGCACAGAACCGAGGAUUUCUAAAGGGCUUUUUUGGAGGAAACACAAACACGUUUGACAGAGAAGAGCUAUUCGGUGAGGCAGCGGCAGGGAAAGCCUCUCGCAGCCUGGCUCAGCACAUCCCGGGGCAGGGAGGAGUGGAGGGCAUGAAGGUGGCGGCCAGCGGCGUGGUGGGAGACCUGGCCCGAGCCCGGAUCGCUCUGGACGAGAGAGGGCAGAGGCUGGGAGAGCUGGAGGAGAGGACAGCCCUGAUGAUGACCAGUGCUGAGUCCUUCUCCAAACACGCUCAUGAGAUGAUGCUCAAAUACAAGGACAAGAAGUGUCAGAGAACGAGGCCGCAUCCGUACACUCAAGAAAAAGGCUGGAAAAUGUACGAAAAGUCGGUGUCCUAUGCGAGUGAAUGGUGCGUGAUCGAGGAGGUGUUUGGGUUUCUGGACCUCACUGUGUAG